Lytechinus variegatus (green sea urchin) is the source of this 3400-nucleotide messenger RNA. RefSeq names its product glutenin, high molecular weight subunit DX5-like. NCBI's taxonomy places the organism in Eukaryota, Metazoa, Echinodermata, Echinoidea, Temnopleuroida, Toxopneustidae. The record is from RefSeq and is a predicted model, not a curated record. The transcript has 5 exons. The coding region runs from base 425 to 1504 and encodes 359 amino acids.
UAUGCGCGCGCCCCAGAAAGCUGUUUUCCCUGCGGCGUCGCGCCCGGGCGGCCCGGGUGCAGACUGGGCCUGGGUACGGUCGGUCGUCCGCGUCGGUCAAGCGCCUAAACCAGUGCAGCCGACCGAACAUGACGCCGAGAGGAAAGUUUCCUGAAACAUUUUGAUAGAUUUCUAGCAACUUAACGGUCGAGGUGUUGUUGCUGCAAAGGACAUAACACAAGGUCAAUUUCUAGCAGAAUAUCAAGGAGAACUAAUUAGUGAAACUGAACUAGAAAACAGGGAAGAGCAGGCAGAAAGUGUAUUUCGGUACACUUUCUCUUGGAGAGGAAAAAAUCUUUGUGUGGAUGCCACAGAUGAACCAACUACCAGAAGUCUCGGGAGGCUGUUCAACCAUGGUUACAGUGAAUCUGAAAGGAACUGCAGAAUGAAAUUAAUUGCAUUCAGUAAUAAACCCCACCUGUGCCUAUUUAGUACAUGGAAUAUUCUAUCUGGUACUGAGCUCCUAUAUGAUUAUGGAAUCAAGAAGGGAGAAGAGCCAUGGAAGCAGGAGCCCCAGCAUGGCAAAUCCUCGCAGCAGCCACAGCCUUGCACAUCCUCAAAGGAGUGCCAGCCUUGCCACUCCUCAAAACAGCCCCAGCCUUGCCAAUCCUUACCGGAGCCCUGGUUUUGCCCAUCCCCAAAGAAUACCCUGCCUUGCCAACCACAACAGCCACAGGCUGGCCCAUCCUUACAGGAACCCCAGCCUGUCCAAUCCACACAGCAGCCACAGCCUGGUCAAUCCUCACAAGAGCCACAGCCUGGUCAAUCCUCACAAGAGCCAGAGCCUGGUCAAUCCUCACAGCAGCCACAGCCUGGUCAAUCCUCACAGCAGCCCCAGCCUGGUCAAUCCUCACAGCAGCCUCAGCCUGGUCAAUCCUCACAACGGCCCCAGCCUGGUCGAUCCUCACAACAGCCACAGCGUGGUCAAUCCUCACAACAGCCCCAGCCUGGUCAAUCCUCAGAACAGCCACAGCAUGGCUCGUCCUCACAGCAGCCCCAGCGUGGUCAAUCCUCAAAACAGAUAAACGCCUGGUCAAUCCUCACAACAGCCACAGCCUUGCCAAUCCUUACCGGAGCCCCGGUUUUGCCCAUCCCAAAAGAAUACCCUGCCUUGCCAACCACAACAGCCCCAGCCUGGUCAAUCCUUACAGGAACCCCAGCCUGUCCAAUCCACACAGCAGCCACAGCCUGGUCAAUCCUCACAGCAGCCACAGCCUGGUCAAUCCUCACAAGAGCCAGAGCCUGGUCAAUCCUCACAGCAGCCCCAGCCUGGUCAAUCCUCACAGCAGCCUCAGCCUGGUCAAUCCUCACAACAGCCCCAGCCUGGUCAAUCCUCAGAACAGCCACAGCAUGGCUCGUCCUCACAGCAGCCCCAGCGUGGUCAAUCCUCAAAACAGCCAACACCUGGUCAAUCCUCACACUCCACCAUUUUUCAUCUGAUUUCAAUUCCGCUUGCUUUAUGUGAUAGCACUAGGUGAUGGCUACAAUACUUCUUCACAGAAUUUUGACCUUUGACCUUGAUUUUUUACCUAUAUUGUUAAUUGGCUACAAAAUGCUACUCCUUCGCCAUUUUUCAUCCGAUUUCGAUUCCGUUUGCUUUAUGUGAUAGCACUAGGUGAGGACUACAAAACUUGUUCACAGAAUUUUGACUUUUGACCCCUUUGACCUAUAUUGUACAUUGUCUACAAAAUGCUUCUCCUUCGCCCUUUUUUACCCGAUUUCGAUUCCGUUUGCCUUAUGUGAUACCACUGAUCGUGAUAUAAUGGGAAUUUUACAUUAUCGGCGGGGACAUAUAUUACGCAUCGCGUAAUUUACUAAUCCACUUGUUGGAAAUUAUUUUACCAUAAAUUAUGAAAAUAUAAUGAAAUUCAAUCCACACAUGAAGUUAAUACACACAUUCAUGCUAUUUCUAAUGUCUCAUGAUGUUUAGAGCGCUGAUUGGUUGAGAGGAUGUAACUUACUUGGGGGAAUUCACCCCAGAUAUUGAUGUAAUGUCAGUGGAUGAAGAAAAAUACAAUGAUCAGACUGAAAAUUUGAGCAAAAUUGGAUGAGUUAUGAGUUUUCAACAUUUUAAUUUACACCUUUCAUGGGCUCCUUAAAUUGGCAACCUUUUAGGCACAAAAUGGCUGCUUGCAUGGAUAACACUCCAUUCACUUUGUACACAGAAUUUCAAAAUUUCUUCUUUUUGAAGAAAAGUACUAAAAAUUUUCCUUUUCAUUUUGGGAAGAAUCCUAUUGAUUAUUCCUUGUCCAUUUUUCUUGAAAAAGAACAGAAUGUGAAAUUAUGUGUACAAAGUGAAUGGAUAGUUCUCCAUCUUGACAGCCAUUUUGUGCCUGUAGGUUGCCAAUUCAAGGGGUGUAAAUCAAAACUUGGAAAUUUCAUAACUUUUGAAUGGAUCAUCCAAUUUUGCGCAAAUUUUCAGUUUGAUCAUUAUAUAUUUUUUUUCAUCCACUGACAUCAUAUUAAUGUCUGUGGUUAAUCCCUUUUUAUAAUGAAAAGACAUGUUAUACAUGGCACUUAAAAGGAGAGUCUACCCCAAAAUAAUAAUUUUUUGACAGGAGCACAAAAAAAAUUGGCGAGCAGAACAAAAUUAGCUCGAGGGAAAUCGGACAACUAAUAACAAAGUUAUGAAAUUUUAAAGAUGUGAAAAAACGGGCAAAUCAGUGAAAAUUUUCAGACAUAUUGCCAAUUUGAUGACGUCAUGGGUGCACUACUAACUAUUCAUAAAAUUUAUAUUUAUGGUUCAAAAUUCAUCACUUCUACAGAAAGAUACAAAGUUUGUAUUAAUUUAAAUAUGCAAAUAGAGGAGCUACAUACCUAUCAAGGAGAUAUCCAAUAGCCAAUGUUUUGAGGAAAUCAUAUUUUUUGGGAAAAAAGUAACAUUUUAUAACAUUGAUAUCAAUAUGAUAAAUGGCAAAUUGUGCACCUAUGACAUCAUCAGUUGCCAAUUUGUCUAAAAAUCUAAACAUUCAUAACUCUCUUAUUAGUUGUCCAAUUUCACUCAAACUUUUUUGUUCUACUCACCAAUUUUCUCUGUUUCUGUUGAAAAAUUAUUCUUUUUGGGUAGACUCUUCUUUUAAGCUGUUUUGCAAAAACACAAAUUUUGUCAAUCCAAAAUUUAUGUUAUAUUGUUUUGUCAAAAUCUGAUUUCAGAACGAUGCAAAACUUUUUUUCUUCGUUUAUGAAUUGUUCAACAUGCUCAAACAAAAUCUGGAUUUGGCAGAUAACCAGUUUUGCAAUCCUACAUGCCCCUUUGUCUAUGUUCAACAAUUUUGAGAAUUUUUUUUUAUGAAGAAAAAUAUUUAAUGAUAAAUGCAUUCUAAUGUCCAUAUAUUAGCUUUUGAGUUAUUAUGAUAACAUU